Messenger RNA from Lactuca saligna, 774 nucleotides. NCBI's taxonomy places the organism in Eukaryota, Viridiplantae, Streptophyta, Magnoliopsida, Asterales, Asteraceae. The record is from the annotation of a GenBank genome assembly.
AUGGCCGACUUCACUUCAGGAACUGAAAUCGAUAUCACUAAGUACCAACACAGUUCAAGUCGAAAGGUUCUUAUUGGGCUCAUCACAGUUUCGUCUGUGAUGGCAAUCAUCAUAGUGUCCAUCAUGUGUUUGUGGAUAUGCCAAAGAAAGAAUAUACACAAAUCUGGGAAAAUCGGUACCACAAAAUUAGAUUCUUUGAGAGGGCUUCCAUUGAGUUCAUUUGUUAGAAGAACUAAUGGUGUUUUCAAAACCAAAAUCGAAAAGGGAUCAGUGGUUGUUAUGGAUUAUAACGUGUUAGAAUCAACAACAAAUAACUUCGGUGAAAGCGAGAUAUUAGGCGUAGGUGGAUUUGGAUGCGUGUAUAAAGCUCGACUUGAUGAUAAUUUACAUGUAGCAGUUAAAGGAUUAGAUGGUAUUAGUCAAGACGCCAUUAAAGAAUUCCAGGAAUCAGAAUUGAUUUUCGAUUUGAAUUGUCAAACCAUAGAAAGUCAAAACUGGGAUCGCCAUCUUAAUCGGAUUCAUGCUAAGGGUAUUUUGGGUAAGAUUCCUGGUACGUCCCCUGUUCAUGAAGCAUCUCAUGUUACAAUUCUUAUUCCUAUGAAGAUUUUGAAGCAUUCUGGUAGUGGUAAUGAUGAAGUAAUGAAUGAGGGUUUAAAUGAUGAUGUGAAGAUGGGAUCAGAUACUGGGACUGAUUUGAAAAUGAACCAGGGAGUUAGUUUUUCGGAUCUUAAAUGGGAUAAUGAGCCGAUGAUUGUUGAUAAUGAUUCCAAAUAA